This is a messenger RNA of Vicia faba (fava bean), 729 nucleotides long. The record is from the annotation of a GenBank genome assembly. Lineage: Eukaryota; Viridiplantae; Streptophyta; Magnoliopsida; Fabales; Fabaceae.
AUGUCUUUCUCUUCUUUCUAUUCUCAUUCUCCAUUACUAUUCAAUAAGGAUAUAAAACUCUGUAGGACAGUUGGACAAGAGAAGCUGUGUUUUCCUUUCUCUAUCAGGAGUAAUGAUGUUGACCCAUGCACGCGACGCAUUUCGAGAAGUAGAGCCGGCUUAAGUGGAGAUUGGAGUUUCAUAGGAGGAUCCAAAAUUGUCCUAAAACCUAAAGCUACAACGUCGUUUCGCAAUCCAAAAAGAAGUCAAAUACAUGCUUCAUGGUUCAUAGGAUCUCAACUCGCUAGCACUGUGUUUACAUGGGGAACAAUCGCAGUACUCCCGUAUUACACGCUUAUGGUUUUCGCCCCGAAAUCCGAGCUAACCAAAAAGUCUAUGGAAAGUAAUUUACCGUAUGUAGUCCUCGGCAUUCUAUACGCUUAUUUGUUGUUCCUUUCUUGGACACCUGAAACGACUCGGUUGAUUUUUGCGAGUAAAUACUUACUACCUGAGCUUAGUAGCAUAGGAAAAAUGUUCUCUAGUGAGUUGACUUUAGCCUCUGCUUGGAUUCACCUUUUGGUUGUUGAUCUUUUUGCUGCAAGGCAUAUUUUCUGCGAUGGAAUGGUGAAUCAGAUUGAAACUCGGCAUUCGGUUUCCUUUUGUUUGUUCUUCUGCCCUAUAGGGAUUCUUACUCAUAUCAUUACCAAAGCAAUGUCCAAAACUACAAGAACAGAGGGUCAUGGUUUAUAA